GCGCUUAGCGGAGCGGCUGUCAGCGGGCAGCGGGGCAGCAGAAGCGGAGCGCUGAACGGCUCCGGUGGAGGGCGGAGGUGGCGGCGGACUGGACGCGUGACUCUGCGGGGGGAGUGAGUGAGGCUGCCGGGGGGGCUCCCGCCUCUGGGCGUCGACAUGGAGCUGGAGAACAUCGUGGCGAACACCGUGCUGCUAAAAGCCCGCGAAGGAGGCGGCGGGAGCAGAAAAGGAAAAAGCAAGAAAUGGAAGCAGAUGCUUCAGUUUCCACACAUCAGUAUGUGCGAGGAGCUGCGACAGACCACAGAGAAGGACUACAGCAGCCUCUGCGAGCGGCAGCCAAUCGGACGCCUGCUCUUCCGGCAGUUCUGUGAGACCCGAGCCGAGCUGAAGCGCUGCGUGAAGUUCCUGGACGCCGUGGCCGACUAUGAGGUGACCCCUGACGAAAAGAGGAAGGAGUGCGGUCAGGAGCUCAUUGACAGAUACUUCAACCCACAGUCGGAGGAUCACGUGUCAGAGGUGGAGGACGCCAUGGCGGCGCGGUGCGCAGAGCGGCUGCAGCACGACGCCUGCAAGGAACUCUUCAAGGAGCCCACCAGAUUGAUCCAUGACUUCCUGAGUGUGGCGCCGUUCGCCGACUACCUCGACAGCAUGUUCUUCAACAGGUUCCUGCAGUGGAAGUGGUUGGAGAGGCAGCCGGUGACGAAGAGAACGUUCCGGCAAUACCGAGUUUUAGGAAAAGGAGGCUUUGGAGAGGUGUGUGCCUGUCAGGUACGAGCCACCGGCAAAAUGUACGCCUGCAAGAAGCUGGAGAAGAAGAGGAUCAAGAAGAGGAAGGGCGAGGCCAUGGCACUCAACGAGAAGCAAAUCCUGGAGAAAGUCAACAGCAGAUUUGUCGUGAGUUUAGCGUACGCCUACGAAACGAAGGACGCGCUGUGCUUGGUGCUGACCUUGAUGAACGGCGGAGACCUGAAGUUUCACAUCUACCACAUGGGGGAGGCGGGGUUUGAUGAGGGGAGGGCCGUGUUUUACACGGCGGAGAUCUGCUGCGGCCUGGAGGACCUACACCGAGAGCGCAUCGUGUACAGAGACCUGAAGCCAGAGAACAUCCUGCUGGACGACCACGGACACAUCAGGAUAUCAGACCUGGGGCUGGCGGUCCACGUUCCUGAAGGAGACAGCAUCAAAGGCCGUGUGGGAACAGUGGGAUACAUGGCCCCAGAGGUGGUCCAGAACGAGCGGUACACCUUCAGCCCCGACUGGUGGGCACUGGGCUGCCUGCUGUACGAGAUGAUCGAAGGCCAGUCGCCGUUCCAGCAGAGGAGGAAGAAGAUCAAGAGGGAGGAGGUGGAGCGGCUGGUGAAGGAGGUGGAGGAGGAGUACUCCAGCAAGUUCUCCGAAGACGCCAGGUCCCUCUGUAAGAUGCUGCUCGCCAAAGAUCCCGCGGAGAGGCUGGGCUGUCAGGGAGGCGGGGCCUCGGAGGUCAAAGCCCAUCCCAUCUUCCACACCAUCAACUUCAAGCGCCUGGAGGCCGGCAUGCUGGAGGCGCCCUUCAUCCCCGACCCUCAGGCCAUUUACUGUAAAGACGUCCUGGACAUCGAGCAGUUCUCCACCGUCAAAGGGGUGGAGCUAGAGCCGAAGGACGAGUCCUUCUACAGCAAAGUGUCCACGGGCAGCGUCUCCAUCCCCUGGCAGGACGAGAUGAUCGAGACGGAGUGUUUCUUUGAGCUGAAUGUUUUCCACCAGGACGGCGUCGUUCCCCCCGACCUGGACUGGAGGGGUCAGCCGUCUCCACCCCCUAAACAGGGGCUGCUACAGCGGCUCUUUGGAAGACAGGAUUGCUGUGGUAACUGCAGCGACAGCGAGGAGGAGCCCACCCGGCUGUGACAGACUGGCGCUCGCCACCUUUUGUUUACAACUUUUGCACAUUUGUAUUUUUGGGUCGUUCCAUCGCUGGAUGUCAGAAUGUAAACCUCCAGCGGAACAGCAGUUUUUAAAGUUAUUUAAGAAUGAAAAUAAGGAAAUCCUUUUUUAUGGUUGGCUUCCGUGUUUCGGGAAGGCCUCGCUCUUUUCUCCCACUCUGGACCAAGCGCCUGCUGUAUAAGUGCCUUGCUCGAGGGCACAGUGGCAGGACACCCUCAUCAGCCCCUCCACUUGCUGCAUUUUUUCCACUCUUUUUGCUGCAACUGUUUUUCAGUUUUUAGCCAGUUUUUGUGAAUUUUUGAUAUAAUGGUUUUCUGGAGACAAUCCAUCUGUUCAGCCUCGGAGUUCUGGAGUUUUCCUGAUCAGAUCUGGGCUGAACCGUUGUGCCUUUUCUAUGUAUCUAAGUGGAGCCACCCAGUAGCGGUCUACAGAGACCACUCAGGCUUUAACAGAACCAGAACCAAAACUAAACAUGUGUAAAAGGUGAAAUCUGGGGUCAGAUUCAGGUGCAGAGACUCCAGAUUCUUGUUCUGGUCUCACUCCUCAUCCAAAGACGCUUCAUCAAAGCUCGGAUCACCAGGAACCAGAUUAGCCGAGUCUGAAGCUGCUCAUGGGGACGACGGACGCCAGUCCCGAAAUAAAUCUGUGACGUGGACCCAGCGCGGUCCGACGUCGUUCCUGAGUCACUAACUCCUCCUCACCUGUUUAUGUUUAAGGGCAGGGAUCAGAACCUAUGCAAUGAUGAGGAAACACGAGUCUCAAACAUACCUGGGUUCCAGGCAGGUGAGCCGAGCGUCUCCAGUCAGGAUGGAGAGGACCUCUUCCACGUGAGCUGUUGAGAAUGAUUCCAAUGAGACACGUUUAUGGAAAGGUCUGGAUUGUAACCACUUUGGAAUUGUAGAAAAUGUUCUUCUUUUCUCCUAAAUGAGUUAAAUGUUUGUCUGCUAAACUCCCUAAAAAUUGGUUGUUUGUUGGAGUCAGAAAUAAACGGAACUGAUUCAGAACGA
Molecule: messenger RNA, 2927 nt
Organism: Oryzias latipes (Japanese medaka)
Lineage: Eukaryota; Metazoa; Chordata; Actinopteri; Beloniformes; Adrianichthyidae
Gene: grk6
Product: G protein-coupled receptor kinase 6
Biological process (GO): regulation of signal transduction; protein phosphorylation; signal transduction
Cellular component (GO): cytoplasm
Molecular function (GO): G protein-coupled receptor kinase activity; ATP binding
Source: RefSeq, a predicted model, not a curated record